UUUAGGAUGCGCAACUAAAACCUACGCUGCUCGAGUACUAAAAUUCCAUGGUAAGUUUGACUUUAUGUAGCUAUGUAGGGUAAGCUUUAAUUCCCUGGCAAGCUUGACUUUACACAUUCUGUUAUAGUCUUUGAAAGAUUAUUGAAAGUAUGUUAUGUAUUCUUAUGUUAAUAUUAACGCGAUGAAAUCUAUAGAUAUAUACAAUUAUUUGUUUGAUAAGACGGAAAAUAAUUCAACUACAGCUGUAUAUUAUGUUAUUCUAUAUAGCUGGUCAUGGCAAUGGCGUCAGCCUGUCGUUUUACUACCGGUUUAUUUAUUUAAAUUUGGCGCGCAUUCCACGCACAGGAUGUGUUAUAUAUAGAAGCUUGCAUAAUGAUCAUAAAUUUGCCAUGUUUAGAAACUUUGUUUUCUACCGAUCUAGAAGAUGAUUAUAAUUGCCUUUGUGAGGUGAUGAAAAAUUAUCUAAGCACUGGCACAACACAGACACCUUCAAGAGGAAGGGGGCAAAGAAAUGGCAAGAGGAGUGAUCGCUUAGAUUAUGGAGAUGAUAAACAACCAUUAGAAGCACCUGCAAAGAAGCAAAAAACUGCCAAAAAGAAGGUGACAAAUUCCAUUAUGUCACAUGAACAUAUUGCCAUGUUGAAGGAAAAAGUGAGGGGAAAGCAGCCUAAUGUUUUUUUUGAGGGCAAUUCUCCACAAUCUUCUGAUGAUGAAUCUGGGUCAGAGGUAGAUAACAUGAGAAGAGUAAUUGAUGCGAAAGACAGGGAAAUCGAGUCAUUGAAAAGACAAAUUGCUGAUAUGAAGGAUAUGCAAAAUUUACAAGAUGUUGUUACCCAACUAAAGCAUUCAGUGGGAAUAUUGGAUCAGUUAGCUUCAGUUGGAUUCAAAUGCAAACAGCAGGGGAUUGGUGCCCCUGACACAAUUAAAGAUGUUUCAAAACGUCCAUCUUCACCAACUGUUACCAUUGCUAACAAAGCUUCCAGUUCAGACAGUGAAUCUGACAGUAUCCUGCUUUGUCCGGGUGUAGAAAUAAGCAAAGGGCAAAAGAGAGUCUUAUCAAGUAAACUAUCUGCCAAAGAUUUUGUUUAUUCAGCACUUCCAAUAAUUUGGUCAAGGGAGGUGCUGUGCACACAUUCUGUGACUGGCCGGAAGUGCAAUGCACAUAAAGAAAGAGAAGCAAAGCCCCAACUUGAUGCUGAGAAAGUGGAUAGUCUUUGCAGUUAUGUGGAACAGAAAUUUGGGGUCACUCAAAAAGAAGUGAGGAACCUGAUGACAACGAAGAUAAACAAUAUUAUCAAGUGCUGCAAACAGCAAAAAAUUGUUGAACAAAAAAAUGAUUAAGUAUCAUAUAUGAAACGUUUAUUUAUACGACCCAUAUAUAGGUAAUAUAUUAUAUGUACCAGUAUUUAUUUAAAUCCUAUUGCUUUAUUUUAAAUUAUCUGUUGAUUUAAAUUAGCCCCUAUUUACACUAUACCGGAUUCGCCUCGCAUCACGAGAUUUUCGUUUGCCGUUAAAGAAGCAAUUAAUGACUAUAGUAGCAAAUGCAUAUGUAAGCUUGACAGAUUUGCCAUAAUUUUUUCAGUCUUUGACAUUAAAAAUCCUGACAGUCCAUCAAUAUCUAGAUGUAACCCACUCCUAUAACAUUCCAGUAUAGUGUAAACGAGGCCUUAUUAGGCUUAUAUAUGUAAUGUACACCCAUGUCAGUAUUGUAGAAAAAAGGACAGGCCCAACAUUAAAUUAUUGUUAACAUUAGAA
Molecule: messenger RNA, 1755 nt
Organism: Dendronephthya gigantea
Lineage: Eukaryota; Metazoa; Cnidaria; Anthozoa; Malacalcyonacea; Nephtheidae
Exons: 7
Coding region: 373-1341 (322 amino acids)
Biological process (GO): positive regulation of neuron differentiation; negative regulation of Notch signaling pathway
Cellular component (GO): nucleus
Molecular function (GO): DNA binding; transcription corepressor activity
Source: RefSeq, a predicted model, not a curated record